AUGCCAUACGAUGAACUGUCGUCUGGACCUAAUCCGUUCCCCAGCCAGGUAGACAACGCUCUACCUUCUCGAUGCGAGAAAGACGACCAACAAUCCAUCCAUAGCCGCGACCGGCUAGAGCUUCCCAGUGAUGCUCAGGAUUUCAACACGACCGACAGCGACACCGACUCCAGCUCCGUGACCUUUGCCGCCAACCCAGAAUACUAUAAUCACUUAAUGACCAACAUCGCUCUCUGGCAACGUCGCUCUACUACAACCCCGCAGCCGGGGGACUUGUGGAGCAUCCUCGACCCCGACGACCUCGCGACCAUGUCAUGGGACGAGUGGAUCCCCCUCGUAUUCGACUCCCCCUCUGACCGCAGCAUGGCCGGAUAUGCGGGACAUGACAGCUAUAGCAGGUCCAACGGCCCACCCCUCCAAACCCUCCGACCCGCUCACCUUCUCCGACGAGAGGCCCUGGACGCUGAACCUGGUCCGGCACUCCCGGCUCCUCCGUUCCCCAACCCACUUAUCCCGCGCAUUUGCUGCCUGGACAACGGCAGCUUCUCGAUCCUCGCCGUUCCAGUCGACGUGGAGAACCCCCUCAUAUGGACGCUCACGGCACCCAUCCUCGUGGACGUACACAUAGGCAUACACAUUUGUAUGGAGUACGCCAGCAUCUGGGUGUGCGGCACCGUUCGGUCCAUAUUCCGACUGCACGACGACUGCGUCACCUUCUUCGUGCAGGGGAUUGUCGUGUUUUCCGGACAGGUCGUCAACUCAGAGCGCGUCAUGUUGCGCGUCACGCCGGAGCUCGCCCGCCUUUCGAUGCGAGAUUGGACAAAGCACAACGUUACCAAAACCGCCGACGUGACCAUGCAAGCCGACGCAUUCAGCAGCUGGGAUGGACCACGGGUGGCAAUGGCAAGGGAAGAGGACGCGUAG
Messenger RNA from Punctularia strigosozonata HHB-11173 SS5, 924 nucleotides. RefSeq lists its product as uncharacterized. NCBI's taxonomy places the organism in Eukaryota, Fungi, Basidiomycota, Agaricomycetes, Corticiales, Punctulariaceae. The record is from RefSeq and is a predicted model, not a curated record. The transcript has 2 exons. The coding region runs from base 1 to 924 and encodes 307 amino acids.